GAGGCGGCGGCGGCGGCGGCGGCGGCAGCGGCGGCGGCGGCGGCUGCGGGCAGAGCGCAGGGCGCACGGCACUGGGCGAUCGCCGUCGGGGCUCGGGCGGUGGGCAGCGGGCUCAGGCUCCCCGGUGCCCGCCCCUCCGCUGCGGGGGGGGGCGCAAGCGGGUGGCCGGGGAGGGGCCGGCACCGCCGCCGCAAAAUGAGCCUGCUGUCGGCCAUCGACACGAGCGCCGCUUCGGUGUACCAGCCCGCCCAGCUGCUCAACUGGGUCUACCUGUCGCUUCAGGACACGCACCAGGCGAGCGCCUUUGAUGCUUUUCGGCCCGAACCGCCCGCCGGCGCCGCGCCCCCAGAGCUGGCCUUCGGGAAGGGCCGCCCGGAGCAGCUGGGCUCGCCCCUGCACUCCAGCUAUCUCAACAGCUUCUUCCAGCUGCAGCGCGGAGAGGCGCCAAGCAGCAGCAUGUACAAGAGCGCCUCGCCCUACGGCUCCCUCAACAACAUCGCCGAUGGCCUCAGCUCCCUCACUGAGCACUUCUCGGACCUGACCCUCACCUCUGAGACCCGCAAGCCCAGCAAGCGGCCCCCACCCAACUACCUGUGCCACCUGUGCUUCAACAAAGGACACUACAUCAAGGACUGCCCCCAGGCACGUCCCAAAGGUGAGGGUCUGACCCCGUACCAGGGCAAAAAGCGCUGUUUCGGCGAGUACAAGUGUCCCAAGUGCAAGAGAAAAUGGAUGAGCGGGAACUCGUGGGCCAACAUGGGGCAGGAGUGCAUUAAGUGCCACAUCAACGUGUAUCCGCACAAGCAGAGACCCCUGGAGAAGCCCGACGGCCUGGAUGUGUCCGACCAGAGCAAGGAGCACCCCCAGCACCUCUGCGAGAAGUGCAAGGUCCUGGGCUACUACUGUCGCCGGGUGCAGUGAGCCGGCCCCCGCCGCUGCAGGAGACGCCCCUCCCUGUCCACCCGCCUUGCCGCGUGUCCUUGUGCGCGUGGGGGCAGCCUCACGGCCUUACGCGCCGGGCAUGGGUGUCUUACGCUCUCGUCUCGUGUGUGCUGACAGUGUUACGGAUGCGGCCGCCCCCACAGAACGCCGGGUCUGCCCCCCAGGUGGGCCUGGGGUCUGUGUGCAGGGAACGGGGUGAGCAGAGGUCAGCACCCAGGACCCCAUAAAGCCCUUGGUGUCCCCUUGCCGGCGGUCUUCCUCUGAGACUCCCUUUGGGGUGAGCAGCCUUGUAUUGGCCACAAGUGCACUAAAUGUACUGUGAAUCCCAAAGCCUGCAGGGGACUGUCUCCCCAAGACUAGCCAGGCCUCCUUCUCUACCCAGAACCUUCCAGUUUGCCCUGUGUGCAAAGCCACUCUCAGAGAGCCCUAUGUUUCUGUCCUGUUUGAGUCAGCAAUCCUGGCGAGCUGAUACCUGUUCUAGCAGCUGCUGGGGAGUGGGCAUCUCUGCCCCCUGCCCACCAUGAGCCCCAAACCCCACUGCCUAUGACGACAUUAACAUUGCACAACCUAGGGAGGAGCUGAAUGUUGGACAGGGUUCCACGGUGUGACCUGGGGCACAUCAGAUAACACCUUCCCCUGCCCCCCACCACACACUUCUCCCACUUGGGAUUGGAUUUUGUCAAGCCCCUUCCCUACCCUUCUCCUUCACCCCCACCCGUGCUGGGGUCUACCCCCUGAUUGAGGCCUUAGGGCCUGGCGGGGAAGGCCCUCUGGCAGGACAGACACAGGCCUGGUGGUCUGGAGACCUAGGUUCUCGCGCCAGCCCUGCUGCUCACACACUACGAGGCCUUGGGAAGGACUUCUCAUCUCUGGCCCUCAGGGUGCCCACUGGUUAAGUGAGAGAGUGGCUCCGGGGCACACAGGCCCAUUUCAGUUCUGGUGUUGUGGGGUUCACAUGGAGCUUUAUCUGGAGAGGCCCACCAAGUGCCACCUUGCACAUGGCCACCUGUCAGUCACUUAGGAUAGAGUUGAGGGAUGCCGGUCCCUCCCCCAUCACCGCCUGUAACCCCUGUCCUGCCUGAUGUCCCCACCCCACCCCUGCAAAAAUGAGGGAAAAGGAUCCCCCCUCACACAGGGCAACCCCGACGUAAGCUGCAGAACCUCUCGUUUAUAAAAUGGGGACAAUGAUUUCCUACCUCCCAAGGGAGCAGGGAGGCCUCUGGGCAAGUCACACUGGUCAGGGAGACUGCUGUCCUGGCUGGCGGGAGGGGUCACGCUUGCCUCUCUCCUCUCUCCCCCAUGAGAAGCCUUAUUUUUACUGUCCCAUCACCCCUCCUUUCUCCCAAGGAGAGGGAGAGAGCCGGCCGGCAGGACUGGGUCACUUGAUUUUGCCCCAACAUUAUGCCUCUGUGGGGAAAAAAAAAAAAAAAAAAUCAGACCAUGAAAUGGACCUGAAAUUCAGUGUUUACCAUGGCUCAAGGUCACCCAACCGGGGCCCGGUCGCCUUUUGUUUUCAAAUGAAAAUGCUGUGUACAACUGAGGAGUUAUAGUGAAGUGAUAACCAGGGGUCCAGGGAGCAAGUUGAAGAGAUGGAUGAGUGCGUUUGCAGCCUGGGGGAGGGGGUUGCUGCAGGGGACAUGUCAGGGGGCUGUGCCCUCUGAGCACUUAACAAGAGGAUAUUUGCUCCAGCCUGAGCCCCGUGGCCACCUCCCUGCUGCCCACAGGGGCAGAGUGCCCAGCAACCAACUGUGAACACCCUCGCUUCCCACUGGGAGUGCCACUGAGGAAUCCCUCCGUGGUGGCAGGAUGAGCUGGAGUCAUCCCGGCCCAAGGCUCUCUGUCCCCAGGGAGAAGCUGUUCCUGUCAUCCUAAUGCACCACGGAAGGUAGUGUCCGCAGCAGUGGACGGUGCGCUGGUCUCUGCUGUGAGUACCGGGACCCAACCUUUCCAGGGACCUGGCCCCAGAGGGGGACCUUGGCCCCAGGAGGCCUGGAGACUGCCAACCGUGCUGCAGUGGUGGGGGCAGCCCACACCCUAAAAAGAACGCAGGCUCCAGACUACUAGAGUUCAGAGCCUUCCCUGGGCCAGUAGGAAAUGGGAUAUCACCCCAAAGUGACCUUGUCAGUAGGCCUAUCCAGCUGGUAGCUGCCGGCCCCCCCAUCUGUGCAGAGCUGGCCAACGUGGGGGCUGGGCCCUCCUGCCCGAGGCAGCCCCUCCGCACUCCCCACCCCUGCAUGGCUCUGGCUGAACGUGGGAGCUCUCCGUGGGCAGCAGGAGCCGAUGCUGUCCAGGCCGGGUACCGUGAGGAUUAAGUGCUCAGAGGGCCCGAGUGCCCAGGAAACAAGAAAGUGUGAGGUUUGUAUGUUCAAAAGGGACAAUCGCCUGCAGUCAGUAGAUCUAGUGAUCUAGUUGAGAGAUAACAGUAUUUAACCCAUAUGAAGUAUUCGAUAGUUCUACUUGUGAAUUUGUAUUUAUUUUGAGUUAUACUUGACACAGAAUUCUUUUUUUUUUAAGAAAAAUACUAUGUGUGUAUUUUGAAAAAAAAAUCAUAGAUGUUAAAAUUUCUUCUGGUUACCAAUUUUUCUCAUGACACUGAAUUUGUUACCUUCUCCCGAAAAAAAUCUUCACAGUGAUCUUUGUUUGUAUAUAUUUGAGGGCCUUUUUUUAAAAAAAGAAAAAGAAAAGAAAAAUAUAAUUGCUCGAUUUUUGAGAUUAAAAAAAAACAAAGGCAUUUUCAAAACUUUGGAGCUUUCAGGAGGGCACUAGAAUAUCAAAUGAAGAUUUCUGGAAGUAUUUUUGCAAACCCUCUGGUUGAGCUGCAAGAAAAUAUUUAUGGUGAGAACUUUUCUCUUUUUUCCUGUUGUUGGUUUUUUUUUUUUUUGUUUCGUUUUGUUUUUGGUUUGAUGUUUUACUAUGCUUUGAUCUGUAAAAAGUAUGCAACUGAACUACAUUAAGAAGGAAAUAUUGUCUACAUAGAAUAUUAUAUGAAGUUGGUACAUAAUUCUGAGGAGGAAAAAAAAAUCUUUGCAAUUCUUUAAGCCAUAUUGUUGUUAUUCUGUGUUGUUUUCCUUGGAUGAAAAUAUCAGUAUUAAGUAGCCAAGCAUAUUAUUCAAGUGCUUAGACUUAUUAAUAUGUUCGUGUCCUGUAUUUAUACGUAUGUGUAUUUUGGAAAGUAUUGCUUUUUUUUUUUAAGGGAAGCUAUUAUUAGAUACUUAGCCAAAAAGGGAAUAGUGACCCCUUUGAUCCUCUUCAGCUGAGGGUAACGAACACAGCAUUGUAUUCCAUUCUCUUGCACCUUCUUAUUAUUAUCUUGUUAUUAUGGUUAUUAACUUUGUCGGGGGGCAGGGAGUGGGCCAGGGGAAGAAGGGGCCUCGCAGUAUUACACAGCCAUCGUAGGAUGCCUAACCAGCCCCUCCAUGGUUGGCCAGCUCCAAAGAUGGCCUCCUUGGCCUGGUGGAGGGCUCGGGUCAGCCGGGCGCAGGAGGGAAGAGGAAAUGGGAGGCAGACUUCUCCAUGCCCCUCUUUGGAGCUUUGUCAUCUGAGCCACUCCUCUGGGCCCCAUGCUCUUUGAACUAGGAUGUGCCAACCAGAGCCCUUACACCUGCCCUUCAACAUCUAAUAGAGUUGAAUCUACUCUAAGUGAAUAUUUAAUCCAACAUCACUACAUUGUAGCCCAGUGCAACAACUAAUCCUGAAGUUUGGGAGGCGUUCCAGCUUUCAGGGAGGUGGCUGAGCCGUCCCCCAAGGGCUGGUGGCAGAAGGGCCCAUCGCCGUCUGUCGCCAACCUCACCGUCGGAUCUCCUCCGUUCCUGUGUGGUGACCCUGUCCGUGUCUGUAUCUGUUAAUACGUGUGUGUCCAGCUGAAAAGACAAACAGAACCCGUGGGCCCAGCUCGGAGGGUGCAUGGAGAAGGCUCCUGACCUCUCCGAAGGGCCGCCCUCGGGAUGGCAUUCCGUUGUGUGCCUUAUUCCGGGAAAAUCUGUAUACAGCCUGCCUAUAGCAAUAUAGCCUUCUCAUGUUGUAUUAAAAGAACUUUUAA
This is a messenger RNA of Zalophus californianus (California sea lion), 4981 nucleotides long. RefSeq names its product zinc finger CCHC-type containing 24 (gene ZCCHC24). NCBI's taxonomy places the organism in Eukaryota, Metazoa, Chordata, Mammalia, Carnivora, Otariidae. The coding region runs from base 196 to 921 and encodes 241 amino acids. The record is from RefSeq and is a predicted model, not a curated record. The transcript has 4 exons. Gene Ontology annotation, molecular function: nucleic acid binding; zinc ion binding.